This is a messenger RNA of Prunus persica (peach), 1602 nucleotides long. RefSeq names its product protein SIEVE ELEMENT OCCLUSION B. The coding region runs from base 10 to 1191 and encodes 393 amino acids. The record is from RefSeq and is a predicted model, not a curated record. Lineage: Eukaryota; Viridiplantae; Streptophyta; Magnoliopsida; Rosales; Rosaceae. The transcript has 6 exons. Gene Ontology annotation, biological process: phloem development.
UCUCUCGUCAUGCAAGGGACAAUCCAGAGUGAGCAGAGCCUGUUUACCAGGUCUGAAGAUGAAAUCUUGGAGGUCAUUUCUGGGAACCAUGUUCCUGAAUAUGAUACCAGCCUUGAUGUUCCUUCUCUUUUCUCCACCGCUCGAAACAUCAUUUCUGCUUCAUUCCAGACCAUUGACAAUCUUGUGCAGGGCAUUCAAGGACUAGAUAUGGAAACCAUAAAUGAGAAGUCCCCCGAACCCUACAGCUCCUCAUUUUGCCCUCCUAUUGAGUCCAUUCGUUGUCAGAUGGCAUAUUAUAGGGUUCCAAGUGAUACUUCCAUAGAAGCUUGUACCCUUGAAAUACUUAAGAAGUUGUCAAAGUAUUCAUGGGAAACAAAGGCAGUGCUCGCCCUGGCGGCUUUUGCUUUGGAAUACGAAGAAUUUGAUCAACUUGCCAAGUCAGUGGGGAUCAAACGACAUGACGUAGUGGUUGAGUUGAACAAUCUGAUCAAGGCCACAUUGGAAGUCAUUGAUUAUCUCCUCAAGUUGGAGUGGCUUUUUCGUAAUUAUGAUGUACCAUCAUCGGCAAGUUCAACGAAGGAUAUCCCAGUAAUUGUCUACUGGUCGAUCCUAACUAUUGUAGCUUGUGCGAUGACUAAGGUCACUGUUCUUACUAGCUAUGAGGAGGACAUGCAAUACAACCUAUCCAAGUUUCUUCAAAAAAUCCAGUUUAUCCUUGCCAACCUUAGAGGACAGCUUGCAGUCUGCGAAAGAGAAAUAGAGGAUCAAGGAAAGACCACAUCCGAGGGAAAAGAAGAAUAUUUGACAACGGAAUUGAUGAAAUAUACAGAGUUUCACUGGCAAGUCCCUGAAAGCAUGCGUAACUUCAUACCUUACAGCGCCGAAGUGACCCUUGAGAGCGCCGAAGUGACCCUUGCUGAAGUUAUGCAUGCUUUCAAGGACUUGGUUUUCCCCGAUGAUAAUGUGCAGCCCCUCAUUGAUGGAUCUACAAAGGAGCAGGUAGACAUCGGAGUGCUCAGUUGGAACAGUUUGUUCAUUUUGUUUUCGAGCCUAGACAUUCCGAAGCUGAUAUUUCAAUUCUCAAACGGGGUUAUGAGGAAACGAAAAAAGAGGACAACAAUUAUAAGAUUGUGUGGAUCCCCAUUGUGGACAAGUGGACUGAUGCCCUCCGGGAGAAGUUUGUCGUGUUGAUGUCUAAGAUGCCAUGGUACACAUUGCAGUAUUUUGAACCUGAUGCAGCAUGCGUCAGUAAAAUCAAGGAGGAGUGGCACUUCAAGGAUAAGCCUAUGGUGGUCGUGAUGGACUCAGAAGGCGAGAUUAAAAACACUAAUGCACUUCCCUUGAUUCAAAAAUAUGGAAUCGAGGCCUUUCCUUUCCAUGAGGAUGACGAGCACCAUGAAAAGAAAGGUCUUUUAGCACGUAUUUUUCAUAAAGGUGUACGUCGUUAAUCACACACUACAUAGAAUAAGGCACAUAAGCUCAAAUGUUGGAAGAUACAAGAAUGCCAGCUUGAAGUAGAAGUAAUGCCACAAAAUGCGACGGAUGCGUGUUUCUCUCUUUUUUCUCCACGUUUUUUGGUCAUCAUUAGUGAUGUGUAUGUUU